Nerophis lumbriciformis (worm pipefish) is the source of this 615-nucleotide messenger RNA. The record is from RefSeq and is a predicted model, not a curated record. NCBI's taxonomy places the organism in Eukaryota, Metazoa, Chordata, Actinopteri, Syngnathiformes, Syngnathidae.
AUGAGCGCCAAAACAGAGCUUCCGAGCUGGACACAGCAUCCUGAGGAGCACAAAAGUUGGAUUUGCCCUACUUCAUUGCGCGUCUUUUCCUUGACGACAGACGCAGAGGAGCACCGUGCGCCAGAGUUGCCGAGCCGCCUAUCCGCCACGGAGAUCCACGAGACCGGCCGCACGGAGGCGGGAGAGACACCCUCCCAUUGCGGCCCGCACAGACACCGGAGGGUGGCGGCCAACGCCCGGGAGAGGAGAAGGAUGCACGGCCUCAACAAAGCUUUCGACGAAUUGAGGAGCGUCAUUCCGUCACUGGAGAAUGAAAAGAAACUGUCCAAAUACGACACGCUUCAAAUGGCGCAGAUUUACAUCACCGAGCUCUCGGAGCUCCUGGCCGGCGUGGUCCAACACCACCCGGCCUCUGCGGACAAAAGCUCCUGUCGGAGGAACAUGAUCCACACUCUCAUCCCGGAACAGAACCCACGGACAGAGCGCAGGGAGUCUUCCCAUCUCCUCAUACUCGGGCCUAAAAGCGAGCUCCAUAAAAGUACCUCCUGCCAGUGCAGUGAUGGAGAAUCUUCUCAUCUAAGUGACGUUGAAGAAAGUCAAAGUGGGAGACCUUAA